AUGGCGGAGAUGUUGUGUGUGCAAUUUCCACUACUGUUCCUGGGUAAAAACGAAGUAGAUGCAGAUAAGAAGACAGCCCUAUACGACGCCCUGGGACUCCUUGAAAAAUUGCUGCAGCCGACGGGCUGGGUGGCUGGAGAGGGCGCCACCGUCGCCAACAUCGCCUGCGCCGCCACGGCUUCCAGCAUUCUGGAAAGCGGCGUAGAUUUCACUGCGUUUCCGAGGACUCGGAGCUGGCUGGAGCGCUGCAGCCGCGACAUUCCUGGCUUCGAGGCAGCUAACGCCGAGGGGGCGAAGCAGCUCGGCCAAGUUAUCAGCAGCCGGCUUCCGCAAAACGCUCUGGCUCUCUGA
Molecule: messenger RNA, 351 nt
Organism: Schistocerca gregaria
Lineage: Eukaryota; Metazoa; Arthropoda; Insecta; Orthoptera; Acrididae
Product: glutathione S-transferase D7-like
Exons: 3
Coding region: 1-351 (116 amino acids)
Biological process (GO): glutathione metabolic process
Molecular function (GO): glutathione transferase activity
Source: RefSeq, a predicted model, not a curated record